This is a messenger RNA of Centrocercus urophasianus (Greater sage-grouse), 8665 nucleotides long. RefSeq names its product spectrin beta, erythrocytic (gene SPTB). Gene Ontology annotation, biological process: actin cytoskeleton organization. Gene Ontology annotation, cellular component: cell projection; spectrin; plasma membrane. NCBI's taxonomy places the organism in Eukaryota, Metazoa, Chordata, Aves, Galliformes, Phasianidae. The coding region runs from base 1775 to 8665 and encodes 2296 amino acids. Gene Ontology annotation, molecular function: actin filament binding; phospholipid binding; structural constituent of cytoskeleton. The transcript is spliced from 34 exons. The record is from RefSeq and is a predicted model, not a curated record.
GGGGUGCCCCGAUGUGGGGCGUCCCGAUGCGGGGUGCCCCAGUGUAGGGUGUUCCAGCGUGGGGUGCUGCCAUUUGAGGUGCCCCAAUCGGGGUGUCCCAAUCCUUUGGGUUCGGUUUCGCUCAGAGUGGGGUGUUUUUCUCUAUGCUCGCCGCUGCUGUGCUGGGUUCGGUGCCACAGUGAACAGCCCCACUGUGGGAUGUUGCCGCGGAGUUUUGGGGUCUCAUAUGGGUCUACUGGGUUGUGGGUGCCCCCUGCUCUAGAGAGAGAGCGGGGCUGAGCCCAGGCCUAUUUAUAGCUGGCAAUGCACGCAGCGUGGCAGCACGUGUGUGUGCCACCGGCGGGCGACUGCAGGGACAGCGGGACAGGGACAGGCAUUGUGGGGCCCCAGGGAGCUGUGCCGUGCCGUGCCAUACCGUGCCGUGCCAUGCCAUUCUGUGCCAUGCCAUGCCAUUCUGUGCCGUGCCAUGCUGUGCCACUGAUGGACACAGUGCCAACCCUCCUCCCACAGCAGUGCUCUGAACCCACUUUGGUCAUGGAGAUUUGGGGUGAUGCUGAGUGUUGGCACCCCAUAGACUCACUCUUUUGGGGUGAAUGGGGAUCCCAUACGCUGCUGUUCUCCUGUACCCCUGUCCGGGAUACCCACAGAGGGUGGCAGGGGCUCAGGGCACCAAGCAGCGGGAUCACCGGGCACAGUGUGGGCACUGUGGUGGCAGCUCAAUGCCAGCCCAGGGAAGUGCUGAUUCACGGCACUGAGCAGCAGACUGGGAAGGCAGCAGGGGGCAAGUGGGAUGCCCUACACUGUGACCCCACUGGGCUCUGUGUUUUCCUGGUGGUGGCAGAGGCAGAUUUGAAGGGUCAGCGCUCCCUACGCUGUCAGUGUGCACUGGCGGCACGUUGGGGGCCUUGCCAGCAUUGGGGAGGAGCAGGAGGAUGCUGGCUGCCCGCUGGCAUGGCAGGCGCAGAGGCAUGGCACUGCUCAGCAGCACGUGUGGGAGGGUUCCCACAUAUGGGAUUCCCCACGGUUGGAGUGUUUUUGAGGUACUGUCUGGCACGGUGCUAGGAUGCUGUGUGCUCUGCUCCUGCAUGCUCUGCAUGUACACCCCUCCCUAGCCUCACUCACACAUGCACCACUAAGAUUAGGGCACAGCACAGCACCCAGCCCAGCCUGGCUGGCCCCGAUAACCCCCCCUGCGCGCAGGUUUUUUCCCCCCGAAACCCUCACAGCCCUUGGGGUCGCCCCAUGGGGGACACCUCAGUGUGCCAUACAUCCACAGGUGCUGAGUCCCAACUGGGCAAACCCCACAGCACAAAGAAGGUGUGAGGAUUUUGGGUGCUGGAGGUGACAGCCCCCAGCCUGGCUCCUCACACCCUUCAGGGGCCCCAGGGCGGCCGGCAGCUGCUGGCAGCAUUUUUAGAUACCGGCUGGUCCUAUCUGUGGCUCAAAUGUCCCUGAGGGCGGUCGUCCCCUCCCCGUCCCCCCUGAACCAGCAGCUGUUGCCUGCUGUCUGCCUAAAGCCCCUCCGGCGCAGGCGUGGGUCAGUGCCAGUCCCUUUGGGUGCCACCCAUGGAUGCUGUGGGACCCAUAUGGGGUGACAGCCGUGGGGAGCACCCAAACACCUGGGAGCAACGCUAAAUCCCACUGAGCUGAUUAAGCGGCAGGUCUUAGCUGCAAAUCCUACAGCACAGCGGGGCGGUCAUGCCUGUGCCCGCAUCACCCAACGAGGGUCCUUUCCCCAUAGCCGCCGGCCACACAGCCGCGGGACACCGGGACCAUGACCUCCGAGAAUGACUAUGACCAUCUGGAGCUGCAGCAGUCCUACAGCCACUGGGAUGCCUCCGACGAUGAGUUGGACAACGACAACAGUUCAGCGCGACUCUUUGAGCGCUCCCGCAUCAAAGCGCUGGCAGAUGAGCGGGAGGCAGUGCAGAAGAAGACUUUCACCAAGUGGGUGAACCUGCACUUGGCUUGCGUCACCUGCCGCAUCUCCGACCUCUACUUGGACCUCCGGGACGGGCGGAUGCUCAUCAAACUGCUGGAGGUGCUAUCCAAAGAGAUGCUGCCCAAGCCCACCAAGGGCCGGAUGCGCAUCCACUGCCUGGAGAACGUGGAUAAGGCGCUGCAGUUCCUGAAGGAGAAGCAGGUGCACCUGGAGAACAUGGGCUCCCAUGACAUUGUGGACGGCAACCACCGCCUCAUCCUUGGCCUCAUCUGGACCAUCAUCCUCCGCUUCCAGGUGCAAGAUGUCAUCAAGGAGAUGAAGGAGGGUCCAGAGACACGCUCGCCCAGGGACGCACUGCUGCUCUGGUGCCAAAUGAAGACAGCAGGCUACCCUCACGUGAAUGUCACCAACUUCACCUCCAGCUGGAAGGACGGACUGGCCUUCAACGCCCUCAUCCACAAGCACAGGCCUGAGCUGUUUGACUUCAAAACUCUGACCAAGUCCAACGCCCGGCACAAUCUGGAGCAUGCCUUCAGCGUGGCCGAGCGGCACCUGGGCAUCACCCCGCUCCUUGACCCUGAAGAUGUGUUCACGGAGAACCCCGAUGAGAAGUCCAUCAUCACCUAUGUGGUGGCCUUCUACCAUUACUUCUCUGAGAUGAAGAAACUGGAGGUGAAGGGCAGGAGGCUGGGCAAGGUCAUUGAGCAUGCCAAGGAGACCAAGCGGAUGAUCGAGGGCUAUGGGGGCUUGGCCUCCAACCUGCUAACCUGGAUCGAGCAGACCAUCGUCUCCCUCAACAGCCGCAGCUUCGCUAACUCACUGGCUGGUGUGCAGCACCAGCUGCAGGCCUUCAGCACCUACCGCACAGUGGAGAAGCCACCCAAGUUUCAGGAGAAGGGCAACCUGGAGGUGCUGCUCUUCACCAUCCAGUCUCGGAUGCGAGCCAACAACCAGCGUGUCUACACACCACAAGAGGGGCGUCUGGUCUGUGACAUCAACCGGGCAUGGGAGAAGCUGGAGAAAGCGGAGCACGAGCGGGAGUUGGCGCUGCGCAAUGAGCUCAUCCGGCAGGAGAAGCUGGAGCAGCUGGCGCGGCGCUUUGACCGCAAAGCAGCCAUGCGGGAGGCCUGGCUGAGUGAGAACCAACGCCUGGUGGCACAGCAGGAUAACUUUGGCCAAGACCUGACAGCAGUGGAGGCAGCCAAGAAGAAACACGAGGCCAUUGAGACAGACACAGCUGCCUACAAGGAACGGGUGCAGGCCAUCGAUGCAGUGGCGAAAGAGCUGGAGAGGGAGGGCUACCACGACAUCAAACGCAUCAGGGGGCGCAAGGACAACAUCCUGAGGCUCUGGGAGCAGCUCCAGGAGCUGCUGCGCAACCGGCGCCAGCGCCUCGAGAUGAACCUCACCCUUCAGCACCUCUUUCAGGAGAUGCUGCACAGCAUCAACUGGAUGGAUGAGGUCAAGGUGCAGCUGGCCUCGUCCGAAUGUGGGAAGCACCUCCUUGAGGUGGAGGAGCUUCUGGAGACCCACCGGCUGCUGGAAGGUGACAUGGCACUGCAGGCAGAGAAGGUGCGGGCUAUCAGUGCUGCUGCCCUCCGAUUUGCUGAUGCUGAGGGCUACCGUCCCUGUGACCCCAGAGUGAUCCGAGACCGUGUGAACCACCUGGAGAUGUGCCGGCAGGAGCUGCAGGCACUGGCGGCAAGGCGUAAAGCCCUGCUGGAGCAGUCCCGGGCUGUCUGGCAGUGUCUGCAGGAGCUGGACGAGGCAGAGAGCUGGAUCAAGGAACAGGAGCAGAUCUACUCAGCGCUGGACUACGGCAAAGACCUGGCAGGUGUGCUGCUGCUGCGACGUCGUCACACUGCACUGGAGGCUGAGCUGGAGGCACAGGGAGCCCGACUGGAGAAGGCACUGGUGAUGGCUGAGCAGCUGGCAGCAGCAGGGCGUGAUGCUGGGCGGCUGCGGGACCGGGCAGCUGCCGUGCGGGUACUAUGGGACCAGCUGCAGGAGCUGGUGACCUUCCGCCGCCGUGGGCUGCGGGAGGCCGAGGGCUUCUUCCAGUUCCAGGCAGAGGCUGAAGAACUGGCAGAGGUUCUGGCGGAGGCUCGGCAGCGAGCGGCCAGCGAGGAGCUGGGUCACGAUGAAGUCCACACGCAGGCACUGCUGCGGGAGCACCAGGAGCUGCUGGAGGAGCUGGCGGCUGCCCAGCAUCUCCUGGAGCGCUUGGGUCAGCAAGCAGAGGGCUUCCCACCAGAGCUGCGGGCUGGCCCCGAGGCGCACAACCGCCUGGCAGCAUUGCAGGAGCUGCACCACGAGGUGAGCACGCUGGCCAAGACGCGUGGCCGAAGGCUGCAGGAUGCCCUCAACCUCUACACUGUUUUUGGAGAGAGUGAAGCCUGCCAGCUCUGGAUGGGCGCCAAGGAGCGGUGGCUGGAGAAGCUGGAGGUGCCCAACACACUGGAGGAGCUGGAUGUGGUGAAGCACAGGCUGGAUGGGCUGGAGCAGAAAAUGGCUGGCGUGGCUUCUCAAAUUGAUGCUGUCAACCGCUCAGCUGACGGUCUGCUGGAGAGCGGCCACCCACACAGCCCACAGGUCCGGCAGUGCCAGCAGCAGCUCAAUGAGAGGUGGGACCAUUUUCGGGAGUUGGUGUCCCAGCGGCGUGCAGCAGUGGGCUCGGCGCUCAACCUGCUCAGCUUCCAACUGGAGUGCGAGGAGACGCGCGCCUGGCUGCUGAGCAAGACGCGGGUGGUGGAGUCCACGAGGGAGCUUGGCCAUGACCUGGCUGGCGUCCUGGCCACCCAGCGCAAGCUGUACGGCAUCGAACGUGAGCUGACAGCGGCCGAGAGCCGCCUGGAUGCCCUGCGUCCGCAAGCCACCCUCCUGGCCCAGGAGCGCCCUGAGUUGGCCGAGGACACGGCAAGGCGGCUAGCAGGGGCGCAGGAUGCCAUGGACGGGCUGCAGGGUGCCCUGCGGGACCGAGCGGCUGCGCUGGGAGAAGUGGGGCAGCUGCAGAGUUUCCUGCAGGACCUGGAUGACUUCCAAGCGUGGCUCUUCAGGGCACAGAAAGCCGUGGCAGCCACUGAAGAGGUGCCGACUUCAGUGGGUGAGGCAGAAGAGCUGCUGCGGAAGCAUGCGGCUGCCCGUGAGGAUGCCGAGGGGCACGCAGCUGCCUUCACGGCGCUGCUGGAGGCAGGCAAGCGGGUGACAAGCAAUCAGGAGGACCCUGAGUAUGAGCAGCUGCGGGAGCGGCUGCGGGGUGUGGAGGCAGGCUGGGGAGCCCUGCACAAGAUGUGGGAUGCCCGGCAGCGCUUCCUUGCCCAGUGCUUGGGCUUCCAGGAGUUCCUGCGCGAUGCCAAACAGGCUGAGAUUCUCCUCACCAACCAGGAGUACACACUGGCCCACCUGGAGUUACCCCCCACACUGGAGGGUUCCACAGCUGCCCUACGCCGUUUUGAGGAUUUCCGUGCCUCCAUGGAGAGCAGCGCUGAAAAAGUCCCUAGUGUGGUGACCAGUGGCUCCAAGCUCGUGGCAGAGGGAAAUAUCUUCUCUGAGAAGAUUAGUGAGAAGAACCAGGCCCUGCAGGAGCGGCACAAGGCGAAUGUGGCCAAGGCAGAGGAAGCAGCGGGCUUGCUGCAGGACAACCACAAGCUGCAGAGCUUCCUGCAGAGCUGCCGAGAGCUCACUGCUUGGGUGGAUGAGAAGAUGCUAACAGUGCAGGAUGCAUCCUAUGGAGAUGCACGUGGUCUGCAUGGCAAGUGGCAGAAGCACCAAGCCUUUAUGGCAGAGCUGGCAGCCAAUGAGGCAUGGCUGGAGAAGAUCAAAGUGGAGGGCAUGGAGCUGGCAAGCUGCAAACCACAGUACGGUGCAGUGGUGGGCCGGCGGCUGGACGAGCUGCAGGCGCUGUGGAAUGAGCUACACGGCGCUGCCACGGAGAAGGGCCAGCAGCUCUUUGAGGCCAACCGCACUGAGCUGUAUGCCCAGAGCUACAGUGAUCUGGAGCGCUGGCUGGGGCAGGUAGAAGGCGAGCUGCACAGCACGGAGCGUGCGAAGGACCUCACUGGGGCCAACUUACUGCUCAAGAAGCUGACGCGGCUGGAGGAGCAGGUGGCGGCACGACAGGAGGAGCUGGUGGAGCUGAAAGCACCACUUGCUGGGGUCACACCAGAGCCUGAUGGGCAGGAGGAGAAGCUCCAGCAGCGAUUCCUUGACCUGCUGAAGCCUCUGGAGAAGAAGAGGAAGGAGCUGGAAACUUCCAAGGCGAUGUACCAGCUGGGGAGGGACCUGGAGGACGAGAUGUUAUGGGUGCAGGAGAGGAUGCUAUGGGCCAGGUCAACCGAGCACGGCACCAACCUCCAGAGCGUGCAGCGUUUGGCCAAGAGGAAUGAGACUCUUCAGAAGGAGCUGCAAGGCCAUGCCCCCCGCCUGGCCGAGGUGCUGGAACGUGGUGAGGCGGCUGCUGAAGGAUCCUGCCCGGAGCUGGCGGAGAGGGCACGGGAGUUGCGGGCACAGUGGGAGGCGCUGAGGGAAGAAGUGGCUGCUCGACAGCAGAGGCUGCGGGAGGCCAGCGAGGCCCAACAGUACUACCUGGAUGCUGGCGAGGCUGAGAUGUGGGUCAGCGAGCAGGAGCUUUUCAUGGGAGAUGAGGAGAAGCCGAAGGACGAGGAAAGUGGUUUGGUGAUGCUGAAGAGACACGUGAGGCAGCAACGCUCCAUUGAGGACUAUGGGCAGACCAUCAAGGAGCUGGCAGGGAGGGCUCAGCAGCUGCUCUCUGCUGGCCACCCUGAGGGGGAGCAGAUCAUCCGGCUGCAGGGCCAGGUGGACAAGUAUUACGCGGGGCUGAAGGAGGCGGCCGAGGAGCGCCGGCGGCGCUUGGAGAACAUGUGCCACCUCUUCCAGCUGAAGCGUGAGGUGGAGGACCUGGAGCAGUGGAUUGCAGAGCGUGAUGUGGCAGCCUCCUCCCAGGAGCUGGGGCAGGACCUGGACCAUGUCACGAUGCUGAGGGAUAAGUUUCGGGAGUUUGCACGGGAAACAGGCAGCAUAGGACAGGAACGUGUGGACCAGGUCAACCUGGCCAUCGAGGACCUCAUCGAUGCGGGGCACGCCGAGGCUGCCACCAUAGCUGAGUGGAAAGACGGUCUGAAUGAGAGCUGGGCUGACCUCCUGGAGCUGAUUGACACACGCAUGCAAUUGCUGGCCACCUCCUAUGAUCUGCACAAGUACUUCUAUGAUGGCUCUGAGCUGCUGGCCCUCAUUGCUGCCCGCCACCAGGAGCUGCCCCAGGACCUGGGUGAUGACUCAGGUUCAGUGGAGGCUUUCCAUCGCAUGCACAGCGCCUUUGAGCGUGACCUCCAGCUGCUGGAGGGGCAGGUGCAGCAGUUUCGAGAGGUGGCAGCUCGCCUGCAGACUGCCUAUGCUGGGGAGAAGGCAGUCAGCAUCCAGCAGCAGGAGCAGGAGGUGGCACGGGCGCUGCAGGCACUGCUGGAAGCAUGCAGCGGACGCCGGGCGCAGCUGGUGGACACAGCCGACAAGUUCCGCUUCUUCAGCAUGGCGCGUGACCUGCUCUCCUGGAUGGAGAGCACUGUGCGGCAGAUCCAGACGCAGGAGAAACCCAGGGACGUUUCCUCGGUGGAGCUGCUCAUGAAGUACCACCAAGGCAUCCGCGCUGAGAUAGAUGCCCGUGACAAGAGCUUUGCUGCCUGCAUUGAACUAGGCAAGAAGCUGCUGCAGCGCAAACACCGGGAGUCACCUGAGAUCAAAGCAAAGCUGAUGGAGCUGCUGGACAGGAGGAAGGCCAUGAUGGAGAUGUGGCAGCAGCGGUGGGACCGGCUGCAGCUGUUGCUGGAGGUGUGCCAGUUCUCCCGGGAUGCCUCAGUGGCUGAGUCGUGGCUGAUGGCACAGGAGCCAUACCUGGCCAGCAGCGACUAUGGGCAGACGGUGGAUGCGGUGGAGAAGUUGCUGAAACGACACGAAGCCUUUGAGAAGUCCACAGCCACGUGGGAGGAGCGCAUCGCUGCCCUGAGGAAGCUGACGACGCUGGAGCUCAUGGGUGGGCGGACACUGCAGGAGAAGGAUGUGGUGCACGACACUGCUCCUGAACGUCAUCUGGAUCUGGAUGCGGAGCUAAAGGCAGGGUCUGAGGAGGAGGAGGAGAAGAGGAAGGGAGUGAUCCCUCAGGAAAUCUCUCCACCUGCUGUCGAUGGACCCCAGCCGCUGAUAGUGCCCGAGGAGGAGCCCAUAGCGCCACGGGAAGAGGUAGCCACAUUGCCUGCCCAGCCUGCCCACGUUCAGCUGGAGGGCUACCUGGGCCGCAAGCACGACCUGGAGGCGGCCACCAAGCGUGCAUCCAACAGGUCGUGGAGCACGCGGUACUGCGUGCUGCGGGGUGAGGAGCUUGCCUUCUUCAAGGAUGCCAAAAGCCGGGCACUGGGGGUGCCCUGCCAGGGUGAGGAGCCCCUGGGGCUGCGCAACGCACGCUGCCAGGUGGCUGCUGGCUACAAGAAGAAGAAGCACGUCUUUGCGCUCAGGCUCAGCAAUGGCAGCGAGUGGCUCUUCCAUGGCAAGGAUGAGGAGGAGAUGCAGACGUGGCUGCAGGGGCUGCACAUGGCCAUCACCUCCUGUCAGAACCUGCCGGCCAAGGCGCGCAGCCUGCCCCCACCCCACGCCCCCCCUGAGCCCCGACGGGACAAGGAGAAGCGCUUCAGCUUCUUCCCCAAGAAGAAAUAA